AUGAGAUUUUUAUUUUUAACAAACACUUGCAGCAUCGAUUCUGCUUUAUUUGCUAUAUACGUUAUAUUUUGGACCGAAUCAUCAAUAAAAAGUGUUAUUUUAAACUCCGAAACUGAACCGUUUCUGUCUCUCCGCAAAACUUUUGCAUUGGUUGAAUCGAACGGUUGGGACGAGGCAAAAUUAUAUUGGCUUACCAGUCAUAGUAUUCUCACUCAUCAACAGUCCAAUCAAUAUAACAUAUAUGGAUCUGUUGAUAACAAUGUAUUGCGUUUCAUUAAAAAUCCUGUUCAACUCUAUAAGAACAAAAGUAUUUGCUCACGUCAGGACUGUUCGACACGUGAAAGUACAGAAAAUGUUAAUUUAUCUCUCAAGUGUUCGGAAACAUCUAUUCCAAAGUUUUCGAGUAUAACCAACUCUCGUUGUGGUAACUUCGCAAAAAGACUCCAUAAAAUUUCAAUCAAAGAAGCAAUUCAAUUGGGAUAA
Adineta ricciae is the source of this 483-nucleotide messenger RNA. Lineage: Eukaryota; Metazoa; Rotifera; Eurotatoria; Adinetida; Adinetidae. The record is from the annotation of a GenBank genome assembly.